AUGGCGUCGACCUCCGCGACGUCGGCGUCGCGCGCGGCCCUCCGUUCCUCCCCGUCGUCGCGUCGCCGCCGCGACGCCGCGCGCGUCGCCGCGCCGCCGCCGCGCGCCGCCGCGAAGGGCGGCGGUCUCGAGACGGGCGCGAGGGACGACGUCGUCUCCGUCUCCCUCGAGAGCGUCCUCAACUUCCGGGACCUCGCGUCCGCGGGCGGAUCGAUCGCGCCGGGACGCGUGUUCCGCACCGCGACGCCCGGGAACGCGAGCGAGGCGGACGCGGCGAUCGUGCUGAACGACCUCGGCGUGAAGCGGCUGUUGGACCUUCGAAGCGAGGACGAGUUCGAGGCGGACCCCGGGCCGCUGCAGUCGGCGUUCCCGGAGAUCAUAUCCUUCACGCGAAACGUCGACGGGGUCGACGACCCGCUGCUGCGCAAGUACGGCAAGGAGGCGUACGACGCGUACCUCAGGAGGCAAUCCGACGCCGCGUUCUUGGACGGGAUCGACGACGCGACGCGCGCGGGCGCGCUCGUGCGGUAUCACGCGCCGCUUCUGGAAUACGAGAGGUACUACCUCGCCAUCUACGACCGACUCACCGCUGUGGAGAAGGUGAAAGCCGCGGUGUUCACCGCGCAGGCGUUCUUGUACGACGACACGAACCAAAAGGAGCUGUUCGUGGGGAAGGUCAACGCGGGCGGGCUGCCGCUGUUGAACGAGGUCAUGGUCGACGGCAGCGGCCCGGAGAUUCGCGCGGCGCUGAAAGUGAUCGCGAAGUCGACGGCGGCGGCGCCGACGGCUUUUUAUUGCAAAGCCGGGAAGGACCGGACCGGGCUCGUCGCCGCGCUGACGCUGCACUGCGCGGGUCUGAGCGAGGACGAGAUCACGGAGGAUUAUCACAAGUCCGAGGGCACGGGGAAAGCCGCGCUGGGCGGGGGGCGGAUCGAGCGAGGGGUGAACAUCGAUUACUCGCGGUUUUACGGAUCCCCGAAAGCGGUGAUGGAAGGCGUCCUGGCGUACGUGAAGACGAAUCACGGCUCCGUGGACGGGUACCUGGACUCGAUCGGGUUCGACGCGAGCGAUAGAGAAGCGCUGAGAGAGGCGCUGUGCGACUAG
Messenger RNA from Micromonas pusilla CCMP1545, 1104 nucleotides. RefSeq lists its product as uncharacterized. The record is from RefSeq and is a predicted model, not a curated record. The transcript has a single exon. Lineage: Eukaryota; Viridiplantae; Chlorophyta; Mamiellophyceae; Mamiellales; Mamiellaceae. Bases 1 to 1104 code for a protein of 367 amino acids. Gene Ontology annotation, molecular function: phosphoprotein phosphatase activity.